Molecule: messenger RNA, 1104 nt
Organism: Clonostachys byssicola
Lineage: Eukaryota; Fungi; Ascomycota; Sordariomycetes; Hypocreales; Bionectriaceae
Source: the annotation of a GenBank genome assembly
AUGACUCUACUAGAUCGACCCCCCGAUGACGUUUCUUGGAUCGGAUCCAUGGAAGUAUUCUUUCUAUUCUUUCUUGGCUUCUUCACAGGCCGUCUAACAGAUGCCGGUUACUUUCGCCAUCUAUAUGUCGCUGGGUCUUUGUUGCUCUGUCUUGGCGUAUUCAUGGCCUCUCUCUGUUCUCAAUACUGGCAGUUCCUCUUGGCUCAAGGCAUUUGUAUUGGUCUUGGUAACGGCUUGCUUUUUACGCCUUGUAUGACCAUCGCGGGAAGCUACUUCAAGAAGAAACGAUCUCUAGCUUUUGGAAUUAUUUCAGCAGGCAGUGUUACGGGUGGCCUUGUAUUCCCCAGCAUGGUGAGACAAUUGCUUCCUAGGAUAGGUCUGCCGUGGACACUGAGAGCAAUUGGCUUUAUCCAACUCGGCACUCUCAUCAUUGCUGGGAUAUUUCUCCAAUCGCACGCUCAACCUCGACAUUCAUCAGGGCCACUAUUUAACUUGGGGACCUUCAAGAAGCUAGAGUACACAUUCUAUGUGAUUGGUGCUUUCAUGGCUUUCUGGUCGUCUUUUUUUGCUUACCAAUACAUCGCCACCUUCUCGCGCGACAUUCUGGGUCUGUCAUACCCUUCAUCCUUGGACUUGAUCCUUAUUCUUGGUGGUGCGGGUGGUCCCGGGCGGGUUAUCCCAGGCUACUUUGGAGACAAAGUUGGUCCUGUAAAUCUCUAUCUAUUCUGCACGCUUGUCACGGGCGUUAUAACAUUCUGCUGGGCGGCAGUUCAUACUGUAUCAGGGAUGUAUGCCUGGACAGUCUUCUACGGUAUCACGAUAGGCGGUGUCCAGAGUCUCUUUCCGGCUGGACUACUGAGUCUAGCUGAUGAUCCAAAGGAACAGGGGACCAGGAUUGGUAUGGCUUGUACUGUUGUUAGCUUUGCUACGUUGACCGGAGCCCCGAUCUGUGGAGCUAUUAUCAGGACGCAAGGAGGAGAGUACAUUGGGGCGCAAGUUUUUGCUAGUUUGUCUCUUGUCACCGCAUCGAUAUUCCUCUUUUUGGCGAGAUGGAUUAGACUACGCGACUUGGGCUAUGGCGCCUUUGCGGCCGUGAGAUUGUGA